AUGGCCGCCUUCAACGACAAGGUUGCGGAGCUCCUCGCGGCCCUCGAUCGCGUCGACCUCUCGCGCGAAGCUGGCACGCUCGCCGCCGACUAUGAGCGCCCGAUGCGCUUCGACAACCCAGCGAGCCCGACGCCCGAGCCUGCGACGUCAGCGGACGAGGCCAUGCCAUGCGACGCGCCGAAGCAUCCAGGCGACGACCUCGACAGCGACGUGAGCGACGAUGAGAACGCGCCGCCCGUACCAGAUGAGCUCUAUGGCGAGACACUCGACGACGAAGACGAAGCCUACGUCCAGGAUAACCUGCGCGGCACAUCGGACGCACCCAAGGACGCUGCGUUGAGCUGCCCGUGCUGCUUUCUCGUCGUCUGCUACGCCAGCCAGCGGCACGACCGCUACGAGACGCAGUACCGGUCGGAGAAGCCCGUCAAUUGCCGCGUCCAGAAGGAGACUGUCUACUACUACGAGCAAAACAAGCUCCAGACGUCGCGCGCCGGCAGCAACGACGAAGCCUACUACGCGGUCGUGUGCUCCGACUGCGAAACGAUUGUCGGCGUCAAGCCCGUCACCACCGCGCCGGGACAGCCCGCCUACACCCACUUCUUCCAGGUCCUUCCCAGCCAUAUUUAAACAGCGCUUUUCCCAG
Saprolegnia parasitica CBS 223.65 is the source of this 643-nucleotide messenger RNA. RefSeq lists its product as hypothetical. Lineage: Eukaryota; Oomycota; Saprolegniomycetes; Saprolegniales; Saprolegniaceae. Gene Ontology annotation, cellular component: nucleus. Gene Ontology annotation, biological process: positive regulation of cell population proliferation. The record is from RefSeq and is a predicted model, not a curated record. The transcript has 3 exons. The coding region runs from base 1 to 627 and encodes 208 amino acids.